Fukomys damarensis (Damara mole-rat) is the source of this 5402-nucleotide messenger RNA. It is a transcript of the gene Rtel1, whose product is annotated as regulator of telomere elongation helicase 1. The record is from RefSeq and is a predicted model, not a curated record. NCBI's taxonomy places the organism in Eukaryota, Metazoa, Chordata, Mammalia, Rodentia, Bathyergidae. Gene Ontology annotation, biological process: DNA replication; negative regulation of DNA recombination; regulation of double-strand break repair via homologous recombination. The coding region runs from base 902 to 4675 and encodes 1257 amino acids. Gene Ontology annotation, cellular component: nucleus. Gene Ontology annotation, molecular function: hydrolase activity, acting on acid anhydrides, in phosphorus-containing anhydrides; DNA binding; ATP binding. The transcript is spliced from 36 exons.
GACCAUUAGGCUAACCCUAAGGACUGUGUGGCUUCUCUCUCCUGGGUCCCCCUGUUGACUGUCGGCUAGUCUUGGGUGCCAAGGAUUCAGAGAGGCCCUCCCUGGGCACUGAGGUACACUGAUGGAAAAGAGGCUGAACGUUUGGGGACAGUAAGGAGAGGAGGUGGUGAGAGCCCUCAGGAGCGGGCCCUGGUCAAGCGGCGGCCAUUUGUGGAUUUAACGGAAAGAGAGCGGCUCAGACUCUGCGUAAAAAGAUGCCUCUGAGAGGAGAGGACGGGCACAGCAGGAAAGCAAGGAGCCUGCGCAGUUGUGUGGCAAUGGAGAUGGCUUGGACGAGGGAGGUGAAAGAGGAAAGGAGACCAUGGCAGGGACCAUGUCGAGGAGGAGAUGGGCUAGACUCUAGAAGAUGCAGCUGAUGUUCACGGAAGAGUCAGCGACAGGGUCAGGCACAGCUUGCACAACGGCCCCCAGGACCGUGGGAUUCCAGAGAACAGACGGGCUCAGAGGCUGGGGAAUGGUUUCCUCCCGGAGGGCCGAGUUGCGGACCGGAAGUAAGGGCGGAAGCGCAGCGCUUACAACAUCUACUCCGCGCUUCAUCCCGCGAAGUUUGAACCUGCUGACAGUGGAGGGCGCGGGGCCUCGCAGAGUCCGUUGGGUUCUGCAGAAGACCAGAUUCACAAGCCGGAUUCUGCAAAAGCUCCGCGCGGAGACAAGUGAACUGAGAGACUUCCUAAAAAGACAAAUGAAGUGGUCUGUGUGAGCUGUGGAGAUUCUUGCAGAGAAUAGCACUGAGUGGCUGAGACCCUGAGAUGGUCAGCGAGAACACCAGAAGGGAUUUGUCUCACCAACAUAAACAGCCUACACUUCAGCCAACCACUGUGGUCCCUGAGAACAGGCUGAUAUGCCCAAGAUAGUUCUGAAUGGUGUCACGGUGGAUUUCCCUUUCCAGCCUUAUCAAUGCCAACAGGAGUACAUGAGUAAGGUCCUAGAAUGUUUGCAGAAGAAAGUGAAUGGCAUCCUAGAGAGCCCCACAGGCACAGGGAAGACGCUCUGCCUCCUCUGCACCACACUAGCCUGGCGGGAACAUCUCCGGGACACUGUCUCUGCCCGUAAGAUUGCUGAGAGAGUACAUGGAGAGCUUUUCCUUGAUCAGUCAUUGUCAUCCUGGGGGAAUGCCACUGCUGCUGAUGGAGAACCCAUAGCUUGCUACACAGAUAUCCCAAAGAUCAUCUAUGCCUCCAGGACCCACUCACAGCUCACACAGGUCAUCGGCGAGCUUCGGAAUACUGCCUACCGGCCCAGAGUGUGUGUGCUGGGCUCCCGGGAGCAGCUGUGUAUUCACCCAGAGGUGAAGAAGCAGGAGAGUAACCACAUGCAGAUCCACUUGUGUCGCAAGAAGGUAGCAAGUCGUUCCUGUCAUUUCUACAACAAUGUUGAAGAGAAAAGCCUGGAGCAGGAGCUGGUCACCCCCAUCCUGGACAUUGAGGACCUGGUCAAGAAUGGGAGCAAGCACAAAGUGUGCCCUUACUACCUUUCUCGGAACCUGAAGCAGCAAGCCGACAUUAUCUUUAUGCCAUACAAUUACUUGUUGGAUGCCAAGAGUCGCAAGGCACACAACAUUGACCUGAAGGGGACUGUCGUGAUCUUUGAUGAAGCUCACAAUGUGGAGAAGAUGUGUGAGGAGUUGGCCUCCUUUGACUUGACACCCCAUGAUGUGGCUUCAGGACUGGAUGCUAUUGACCAAGUGUUGGAGGAACAGACCAGGGUGGCACAGCAGAGUGAGCUCCAGCUGGAGCUCAGCACAGAUCCCACCAGCUCAGGACUAAACAUGCAGCUGGAAGACAUCGCCAAGCUGAAGAUGAUCCUUCUUCACCUGGAGGGAGCCAUCGAUGCUGUCCAGCUACCCGGAGAUGGUAGCGGUAUCACUAAGCCGGGAAGCUAUAUCUUCAACCUGUUUGCUGAGGCCCAGAUAACAUUUCAGUCCAAGGUCUGCAUCCUGGAAUCACUGGACCAGAUCAUCCAGCACUUGGCAGGACGUGCCGGAGUGUUCACCAAUACAGCUGGGCUGCAGAAGCUCAUGGACAUCAUCCAGAUUGUGUUCAGUAUGGACCCCACUGAGGGAAGCCCUGGGAUCUCACAGUCCUAUAAGGUGCACAUACAUCCUGACGUUGGACCCCGGAGGGCAGCUCAGCGGUCAGAUGCCUGGAGUGCUACUGCAUCUAGGAAGCAAGGGAAGGUACUCAGCUACUGGUGCUUCAGCCCGGGCCACAGCAUGCGGGAGCUGCUCUGCCAGGGCGUCCGCACCCUCAUCCUGACCAGCGGCACACUGGCCCCGCUCUCCUCCUUCGCCCUGGAGAUGCAGAUCCCCUUCCCAGUCUUACUGGAGAACCCACACGUCAUCGAGAAGCACCAGCUCUGGGUGGGGGUCAUCCCCCGAGGCCCCGAUGGAGCAGAGCUGAGCUCUGCAUUUGACAAGCGGUUUUCUGAGGAGUGCUUGUCCUCUCUGGGAAAGACGCUGGGCAACAUCGCCCGUGUAGUGCCUCAUGGGCUCCUAGUCUUCUUCCCUUCCUACCCUGUCAUGGAGAAAAGCCUGGCAUUCUGGCGGGCCCGAGACUUGGCCAGGAAGAUGGAGGCGCUGAAACCUCUGUUUGUGGAGCCCAGGAGCAAAGGCAACUUCUCUGAGGUUAUUGAUGCUUAUUACCAGCGUGUCACCUCCCCUGGGUCUAGUGGGGCUACCUUCCUAGCUGUGUGCCGGGGCAAGGCCAGCGAGGGGCUGGACUUCUCAGAUGUAAAUGGCCGGGGUGUGAUCAUCACGGGUCUCCCAUACCCACCACGCAUGGACCCACGGGUUGUCCUCAAGAUGCAGUUCCUGGAUGAGAUGCGGGGCCAGAGCCAAGCUGGAGGUCAGUUCCUCUCAGGGCAAGAAUGGUACCGGCAGCAAGCAUCCAGGGCUGUGAACCAGGCCAUUGGGCGGGUGAUCAGGCACCGCCAUGACUAUGGGGCCAUCUUCUUGUGUGACCACAGGUUCUCCUAUGCAGACGCCAAAGCCCAGCUGCCCUCCUGGGUGCGCCCCUACAUCAAAGUGUACAACAACUUUGGCCAUGUCAUCCGGGAUGUAGCCCAGUUCUUCCGUGUUGCUCAGAAAAUUAUGCCAACCCCAGUCCCCAAGUCUCUGGACCCAGGUGUGGGUGACGAAAAAGCUGCUGCCAAGGUGACCACAUCACCUGGACCCCUCUUCUCAACCAGAAAAGCCACAAGUCUAGACGUGCAUGUGCCCAGCCUGAGGCAGAAACCAGCAGGAUCGCCAGCUGCCGAGGACCCAGAGAGCAACCUGUGUGUGGAGUAUGAGCAGGAGCCGGCCACUGCCCAGUGGAAGCCCAUGGGGCUGCUGGCUGCCCUGGAGCACAGCGAGCAAAAGGCUGGGGCACCUGAGGCCAACUCUGGGAAGGCACUUGGUCGCUCUACCUUGUCCCUUCAGUGUGAGAAGAGGCUGGCUGAUGAGCAGAGAGGAGGAAGGAAGAAGGUCCGGCUGGUCAGCUACCGGGAGGAGCCAGCACCUGGUACACAGGAAGAGAGAGCCAAGCUGUUCAUGGUGGCUGUGAAGCAGACACUGAGCCAAGCUAGUUUUGACACCUUUACCCAGGCCCUGAAGGUCUACAAGAGUUCCGAUGACCUCACAGCACUGAUGGCCUGCCUCAGCUGCCUCUUUGCUGAAGACCCCAAGAAGCACACACUGCUCCAAGGCUUCUACCAGUUUGUGCGGCCCCACCACAAACAACAGUUUGAGGACAUCUGCAUUCAGCUCACUGGUCAAGGCUGCAGUAGCUGGCCAGAGCCUAGCCUUUCCCACAGGCAGCAGGCACUGCCAGCCCUGGGACCCAGUGGAAAGAGGGAUCCUGAGUCCAAGCUGAACCGAUCCAAGGAGGUGGCCAAGCAGCUAGAUGCUGGAGUGCACCUGAACCGGGGCAAGCCUCACCUGUCUACCAGGCUACCUCCCACAGGAGAUGCCUGCGGCCAUCCAGAAGUGCAGUCCAGAGUAGAACAGCAGGGCCGGUCUGCUGUGAGUGCCUAUCUGGCAGAUGUCCGCAAGGCCCUGGGGUCCACAGGCUACAGCCAGCUCUUGGCUGCACUGAAGGCAUACAAACAGGAUGACAACCUUGACAAGGUGAUGGCUGUGCUGGCCGCACUGACCACUGCAAGGCCCGAGGACCUUCCCCUGUUGCAAAGGUUCAACAUGUUCGUGCGUCCCCACCACAAGCAGCGCUUCCUGCAGACCUGUGCAGACCUGAUGGGCCUGCCUGCCUCAGGCACAGAACUACUGGGCCCCCAGGAAGAGAGCCCCACCACUCCUGAACUUUCCAGUGGGGCUCCCCAACCAGGUCCUUCACAGUUACAGAGACCCAGAAGGAUCCAGAGCAAGAUCUCCUUCCUUAGACACACACCAGAUGAUCAUGAGGAACCCAGCCUGCCCCCUGGGCUUCCUGACCAUGCAGGCUUCUCGUGCCCAGGCUGCAGGGCAGAGGACACAGUGACCUUCCAGUGCCUCUCCUGUGACUUGCACCGCUGCCAGGCCUGUUGGCAACAGCACCUCCAGGGCUCUAGGACAUGUCCAGCCUGCUUUGCUGCCACCAGGAAGCAGAGCCUCACACAGGUCUUCUGGCCAAAGCCCCAGUGAGCAUCCCUGGAGACUCCAGGCUCCUGACAUGGCUCUACACUGGCCUGUCCAGGCCCACUGUGGGCUUCAGACAGAUGGGAGCUGUGGCUCUUGGCAUCUGAGCCCACCCCUGAGAAGAUCGGGUGGGUCACCUGGAAGAUGUCUCCUUCUGGGAGAUUUUCCUGUGGCUGGCUUGUGAGUGCUGCUGCUUGAGCUGUGUGCCUGCUCUUACUCAGGGUGGGGUCUAAUAAAAGUGUGGACAGUGGCACCCUAAGUGUUCAUCACUUUGAGCGAGCCCUACAGGAUCUGGUCCGUGGGCACCAUCUUCCCCUCCAUGGGUGGCCACACUGGUGCCGGCCACGCCCCAGGGUUCAGUCCAGGGCGGUUCCGGGAGGGGUCUCCCGUGGGCUGGGAACCGCCCUGCCCAGCACUGGGGUCAGCUGGCAGGGUGGGGGUGGGUGGAAGUAGGGGGUUCCCGCGGGGCGUGACGAGGCUGGCCCGCCCGCCCUUUGUGGCCCUAUACUUGCCUGGCAGCGGAGCUAGAGCACGUGGGGCGGAGAGCCGGGCUGCGCUCUGUGGGCGAACAAGGGCUCGGCGGCGCCAGAUGUACACUGUGCCGCGCCCCACUCCAGCGAGGACCAUGAGGGCGCCAGAGAGGCGGGGUCAGCCGCUGUCCCACCGUCCGUGGGCUUUGCCAGCCCUGCUGCUGGCGCUGGCCUUGCGCGGGGCGGCGGAUACACCCACGUUC